UGAGAGCUUUCGAUUCUCCUUCUGGACCUGCUCUUCGCUGUUGAGCUUGUCGGUCGAGAGCUUCGAUUUACCCAGGCGUCAAAGAUCUUUACGUCUACCAUGGCAAGGUUUUCGGCUUUGGCUAUCCUCUGCUGUUCUGUUAUGUUCUUAGGCGUCGUCCGGUGCAAGACCGUGAAGAGAGAUGUUAAAGCAUUGAAUGAAAUAAAGGCUUCACUUGGGUGGAGGGUUGUAUAUGCGUGGGUUGGAGAUGAUCCAUGUGGAGAUGGUGACUUGCCCCCAUGGUCUGGAGUAACAUGUUCCCAACAAGGAGAUUACAGAGUUGUUACAGAAUUGGAAGUAUAUGCAGUAUCUAUUGUCGGGCCUUUUCCUACUGCUGUUACAAAUUUACUUGAUCUAACACGACUGGAUCUCCAUAAUAAUAAGUUGACUGGGCCAAUUCCUCCGCAAAUAGGACGGCUGAAACACCUAAAGAUACUGAACUUGAGAUGGAAUAAGCUGCAAGAUACACUCCCUGCUGAAAUUGGCGAACUGAAGAAACUAACUCAUUUGUAUCUGAGCUUCAAUAGUUUUAAGGGAGAAAUUCCUGUGGAGCUUGCAAAUUUACCAGACCUGCGCUAUCUUUAUCUACACGAGAACCGUUUUACCGGAAAAAUUCCUCCAGAGCUGGGAAAUCUAAAAAAUCUGAGACAUCUUGAUGUAAGCAAUAACCACUUAACGGGAACACUGAGGGAUCUCAUUGGCAAUGGUGAAUGCUUUCAUUCUCUUCGCAACUUGUAUCUAAACAACAAUCAAUUAGGUGGAGGUCUACCUGAUCAGCUUGCCAACCUAUCGAAUCUAGAAAUCCUGUAUCUCUCCCACAACAAGAUAAGUGGAGCAGUAACACCUAAGCUCGUUGAGAUACCGAGAUUAACAUAUUUGUAUUUAGAUCAUAACUCGUUUGUUGGGAGAAUUCCUGAUGGAUUGUACAAACAUCCAUUCUUGAAGGAGAUGUACAUUGAAGGUAACAACUUCAAGCCUGGAGUGAAAUCGAAGGGCACACAUAAGGUUCUUGAUGUCAUCGAUACAGAGUUCUUGUUCUAGUAAGCUGAUUCAUUUAUUUGUAUUUGGAGUAAGUGGUUUUGUUUUUAUCAAUUAGCCAUAUUCAUUGCCAUCGCUGUUUAGAUUUGCUUUUCAAAAAAGCAUUUUCUGCAGUUUGGGAUGAAAUUAAGAGGAAUUUUACCUGUAAAUUAUAGAGAACAUAUAUAAUCUACAGAACUUGUUAUAUCAAGAAUGUAUACGAUU
Molecule: messenger RNA, 1281 nt
Organism: Phalaenopsis equestris
Lineage: Eukaryota; Viridiplantae; Streptophyta; Magnoliopsida; Asparagales; Orchidaceae
Product: probable leucine-rich repeat receptor-like protein kinase At1g35710
Exons: 11
Coding region: 100-1080 (326 amino acids)
Molecular function (GO): protein binding
Source: RefSeq, a predicted model, not a curated record